Messenger RNA from Adineta steineri, 246 nucleotides. NCBI's taxonomy places the organism in Eukaryota, Metazoa, Rotifera, Eurotatoria, Adinetida, Adinetidae. The record is from the annotation of a GenBank genome assembly.
AUGAAUAAAGUUGAAUUAAUUUAUUUAUUUACUGCACCAGAAAUUUAUGGAUAUGAAGACGCUGAUAAACCACCACAAGGAAUAAAAGUCUUAGCUACACUUUUAUCACGUUUUGAUUUACUUUGGAUAAUUCAAGAUAAAAAUGAUCGUGAAAUUGAUUUUAAAUUAGUUCGACAUAUUGCAUUCGUACAUCAAACGGGUUGUCAAUUAGAAAUUGAAAAUUUUACGGUAAAGACAUUGAAAUAA